Molecule: messenger RNA, 1161 nt
Organism: Choloepus didactylus (southern two-toed sloth)
Lineage: Eukaryota; Metazoa; Chordata; Mammalia; Pilosa; Megalonychidae
Product: olfactory receptor 51I2-like
Exons: 1
Coding region: 1-963 (320 amino acids)
Biological process (GO): G protein-coupled receptor signaling pathway
Cellular component (GO): membrane
Molecular function (GO): olfactory receptor activity; G protein-coupled receptor activity
Source: RefSeq, a predicted model, not a curated record
AUGCCCCCUGCCCAGGCCUAUGCCAACAUCUCCUUCUUCCAGCCACCUGCUUUCCUGAUGAUUGGCAUCCCAGGGAUGGAGGCCCUUCACGGCUGGAUCUCCAUCCCCUUCUCCUCCAUGUACACUGUGGCCCUCACGGGAAACUGCCUGAUCCUCCUGGCUGUGAGGAGGAUGCCCAGCCUGCACCAGCCCAUGUACUACUUCCUGUCCAUGCUGGCCCUCACCGACGUGGGCCUCACCUUGUCCACACUGCCCACCACCCUGGCUGUGCUCUGGUUUGACCGCCGGCUUAUCGGCUUCAACGCCUGCCUGGUCCAGAUGUUCUUCCUGCACUCCUGCUCUGUGGUGGAGUCGUCAGUGCUCCUGGCCAUGUCGUUUGACCGCUUUGUGGCCAUCUCCAACCCCCUGCGCUACGCUGCUGUCCUCACAAACAACGUCAUCAUCAGGAUUGGGCUGGCCGUGGUGGCUCGUGCUGCCCUGUCCCUCUUCCCAGUGCCCUUUCUGCUUAAACGUCUGAACUUCUGCCCUGACAAGAUCCUCCUGUCUCAUUCCUUUUGUUUCCAUGCAGAUGUCAUGAAGCAGGCUUGUGCUGACAUUACUGUCAACAUCAUUUAUGGACUCUGUGCAGUUCUAUCCACAGUGGGUGUAGACUCCCUGCUUAUUGUCCUGUCCUAUACUGUCAUUCUUCAUAUGGUGAUGGGGCUGGCCUCUCCCCGGGAGCGUCUUCGGGCCCUCAACACCUGCGUUUCUCAUAUCUUAGCUGUGCUGGUUUUCUACAUCCCUGUCAUAGGUGUGUCCAUGAUCCACCGUUUUGGGAGGCACCUGCCUCACAUUGUACACGCUCUGGUUGCCUAUGUGUACCUGGUGGUGCCUCCUGUGCUCAACCCCAUCAUCUACAGUGUCAAAUCCAAGCCCAUCAGGGAGGCCAUGCUCAGGGUGCUGAAGAGGAAGGGCCACGGCUGAUGAAACUAAGGAACAGCCGUAGGAUCUGAGAGGGAAAUGUUGCCUAACAGUCAUAUCUUAUACCCAACAAGCCCUUAUCUAGAGCACUGACCCCAUCACCUUGUCAAGAGUAUGACAAUCUAUUGGAUACUUUCAGAUUGAUGGGGAACAACAGUCUCCAUUCCUUCAUGCCCUCAAUGACUUCAGAUAUUUUGUCCA